GUGGUGAUCUCCGAGGGCUGCGUCACUCAGGGAGAUUCAUCUGAUGCCAGCGAGGGAGGUAAAGAAAUAGACCUGACUGCCGGUUCCUCUCUGGUUCUGACCCAUAAGAUCAAACUGGUUCCGUCAGGCUUUGGGUCGGGAUCCGGGUCUUGUGGUUGUGAGGCGGACUUUGCUGCCCUGCGAGAGCGUCUGGAGAGGCUGGAGAGGGAGGUGUCGUCCCUCAGGGAGAAGUGUGGAGGACCUGAGGGGGGCUGCUGCACCUCCAAAGAGAGCAAAGGUGCAGGCUGCUCCAUUAAAACGGAGACGGACGAGUGCCCCAACGAGUGCAGUGAUCAGGGUCGCUGUGUGGACGGGAAGUGUGUCUGCUUCCCUGGCUUCAGCGGACCGGACUGCAGCGAGUCCGACUGUCCCGGAAACUGCAACGACAAAGGCCGGUGCAUCAACGGACAGUGUGUGUGCGACCCUGGCUUCACCGGCCCCGACUGCUCUGAGAACUCCUGUCCGGGCAACUGCAACAACCAGGGCCAGUGUGUGAACGGCAAGUGUGUGUGCAGUGAAGGCUUCUCCGGUCCCAGCUGCUCGGACCAAUCCUGUCCCGGAAACUGCAACAACAAGGGCCGCUGCAUCAACGGACAGUGUCUGUGCAACCCUGGGUUUACCGGACCAGAUUGUUCCAAAAGAUCAUGUCCUGAUAACUGCAACAACCGCGGGAGGUGUGUGAACGGUCAAUGUGAGUGCGAAAGCGGAUUCACCGGUCCCAGCUGCUCGGACGAGUCCUGUCCUGGAAACUGCAACAGUAGGGGGCGCUGUGUCAACGGAGAGUGCGUCUGCGAUGAAGGAUUUGGCGGCCCGGACUGCCUCGAAAUAACUUGCCCGAACGACUGCACCGAUCGCGGAAAGUGCGUGGACGGAAGGUGUGAGUGCGAAAGUGGUUUCACCGGAGAAGACUGCUCGCAGGUGUCCUGCCCGGGAAACUGCAACAGUAGGGGGCGCUGCGUUAACGGACAGUGUGUCUGCGAUGACGGUUUCAGCGGAUCGGACUGCUCUGAAAAAGCUUGUCCCAAUAACUGCAGCAACCGCGGGAAGUGCGUCAACGGGAAGUGUGUCUGCGAGGUGGGCUUCGCCGGGCAGGACUGCAGCGCCAAAGGUUGCCCUGGUAAUUGCAACAGCAAGGGGCGCUGCGUCAAAGGGAAGUGUGUCUGCCGCCGAGGGUUCAAAGGGCCGGACUGCAGCCAGUGUGAAGACGGCAUGACUGGACCCAACUGUGAUACCG
Notothenia coriiceps (black rockcod) is the source of this 1273-nucleotide messenger RNA. RefSeq names its product tenascin-like. The transcript is spliced from 3 exons. Lineage: Eukaryota; Metazoa; Chordata; Actinopteri; Perciformes; Nototheniidae. The record is from RefSeq and is a predicted model, not a curated record. Gene Ontology annotation, biological process: motor neuron axon guidance. The annotation marks the transcript as partial.